CAAAGAAAACGAAGGAGCCUUAAAGAGACAGAGACAACGAGAGAGAUAAAGAGAGAGAGAGGGUAGCCGAGCAGAGAGGUCGGGCGAAUCUUCGAAUUUUUCUCUUCCAGACGCCAGCAGAAGAAAACAGUGAAAGAAGGCAGAGGCGUUACAGAGAGAGAAAGAGUGAAAGACGGAGAGAGGAAGGGUCAGAGAAGAACAGUUCCAAUUCUUCUCUCUCUUCCCCUCUCUCUCUCUUGUGUUCCAGCCUAGAAAUCCCACACCAUUGCAUAGAUAGUAGCCCUCCGUUUGCUCGUCUAACCGAUUUCUCCUCGGAUCCUUCUCUCCACCUCGCCUCUCUUGUCGCCGCCCCAGCAACCGAACUAGAGUUUCCGAGAGGGCCUUGUAUGGAUCUUUGCUGCACUCUAGAACCCCUCAGCGAUACGGAGACUGACGGUGUUUUUGUGAUCAGGUUGGACUUUUAUUAACAGUAUCGAUUGCAGUUCUCAUCUUCUGAAGUCUGAGAUCUGGAAAAUGUCAGUCUUCCACGUAGAAGGAUUUGAAGGAGCGGUCAGUUGCGAUGAGAGGAAAGAGAGGAGAUCAGAUGUUGAGAUCUCGGAAGAUGAGAGAAGGAGAACAAAGAUCGGGUCUCUGAAGAAGAAGGCUUUGAAUGCUUCCACUAAAUUUACCCACUCUCUUAAGAAACGAGGGAAACGGAAAGUUGAUUUCAGGGUUCCUUCAGUUGCGAUCGAGGAUAUAAGGGAUGCUGAAGAGGAGCGCGCAGUCUAUGCUUUCCGGCAAGAGCUCAUUGCCAAGGAUUUAUUGCCUGAUAAGCACGAUGACUAUCACACGUUGCUCAGAUUUCUUAAGGCUAGGAAAUUUGACUUUGAGAGAUCGACCCAGAUGUGGGCCGAGAUGCUUCGAUGGAGAAAAGAGUUUAGAGCAGACACUAUUUUGGAGGAUUUUGACUUUGAAGAACUGGAGGAAGUCCUACACUACUAUCCUCAAGGGUACCAUGGAGUGGACAGGGAGGGAAGGCCUGUAUACAUUGAGAGGCUUGGAAGAGUCGAGCCUAACAAGCUUAUGCACAUCACUACAGUUGAGCGCUACAUAAAAUAUCACGUACAGGAAUUUGAGAGGGCCCUGCAUGAGAGAUUUCCUGCUUGUUCAAUUGCUGCCAAAAGGCACAUUGAUUCAACAACAACAAUACUGGAUGUGCAUGGUGUGGGAUUGAAGAAUUUCAGCAAGACAGCAAGAGACCUCUUGCACAAUAUGCAGAAAAUAGAUGGUGAUUACUAUCCUGAGACACUUCAUCAAAUGUUCAUUGUUAAUGCCGGUCAUGGUUUCAAGCUGCUUUGGAACACUGUAAAGGGAUUUCUUGACCCCAAAACCACGGCAAAGAUCCAUGUACUUGGGACCAAAUAUCAGAGUAGACUUCUUGAAGCUAUUGAUGCAAGCCAACUGCCAGAAUUCCUGGGUGGCUCAUGCACAUGCUCUGAUGAAGGUGGAUGUCUUAGGUCUAAUAAAGGACCAUGGAAUGACCCUGUCAUUAUGAAGCUUGCACAUAGUGUUGAAGCAGCAUUUGUAAGGGAAAUUAGGCGAGUAUCUGUUGGAGAACAAAGAAAUGAACCCUGUCCUAGGCUAUGCACACUGAAGGGAAGAAGCAGUGAUACUUCAACGGCUGAAUCAGGAUCAGAUUUUGAUGAUCUUGGUUCUCCUAUUAUGUCCAGAACUGCCGAAUAUAGUCGUUUGGCUCCGGUUCAUGAAGAAGCUAGGAUGGCAGAUUCAACAUCUUACUACAGUUGCCAUGACCGCUUUGUGUUGGUUGAUAAGACUGUAGUAUCCAGAAGGAAAACAGGAUCUGCUGGUCAUGCAUCAAGAGAACUCAAGGAUCAUGGACGUGGCUUUGCCAAUGGAACAUCACAUUCACUAGUUUCAGGUAACUUGCGCAAUGAUAGGUGCAAACAAACCCGGGAAGAUGUGGAGGAAGGAAAUUUGCGAUAUCUUGCAAGAGCACUAGUUGCAUUUUUGGUUAAAUUGCUAUCCUUCUUUCAUGUCUUUGGUUGUAGACAUGAAAGGAGGUUGGAGAACAUUCAUCCAUCAGAUACAUUGGUCCCUGCUCCAGAGAGCCAUCCCAGUGUGGAAGUUGUCACGGAAAACAAUUUCCGUCCAUGUUUAGAACGUGUUCAAAGGCUUGAGUUGAUGUUCAAUGAGCUCAGUAGCAAACCUGCACAGAUUCCACAGGAAAAAGAGCGCGCGCUUCUUGAUUCUUGGGACAGGAUCAAGUCCAUUGAGUUUGACCUUGAGAAGACAAAGAAGGUAUUGCAGGCCACAGUGGUGAAGCAAAUGGAGAUUGCAGAAAUGUUAGAAGCUGUACAGGAGUCCAAUAUUAGCAGAAGGAAGUUUUGUUAAAUCCUGAGUGGAAGUAGCUGUACAUCAAUGAGAUGCAUAGCACUGAGAUGCAUAGCAAGGGCAGUUUUCGGUUCAGAUUAGCAUCAAAAGAAGACUACCUUCUAUACAAGUUUCUUUUUCUUUUCUUUGUUUUUUGUUCGUGAUCAGAAAUUUAUUGUUUACAUAGCACAUGCAGCAUCAUGGAGAAGGCGAGAUGGUGGAUGAGGAAAAGGGAAAGAUGAAGGGAAAAACAGAGGAAAUUUCACACUUAAUAUAUAUGUUUUCUUUGUUUUGGCAA
Molecule: messenger RNA, 2668 nt
Organism: Phoenix dactylifera (date palm)
Lineage: Eukaryota; Viridiplantae; Streptophyta; Magnoliopsida; Arecales; Arecaceae
Product: phosphatidylinositol/phosphatidylcholine transfer protein SFH13-like
Source: RefSeq, a predicted model, not a curated record